GGCAUUUAUUUGUAGAUCUGGACAUCAAGUUUGUUUUGAUGGUUUUGUCGAUGCUCAAUGCUCGCUCUCUCAGUUCAGUGCUCAAGAGACUAGAAGAAGAGGCCUGUGCAGGCUGGUCUAGGCCUAUGGUUUGGGGUGUGUAGCCUAGUGUGUCGGAAUUGCUUGACAUCUAAAAGGAGCCAUGGCGGAGACUCCACUGCCAGUGUUAAUGAAGGAAAUAGGGGAAGCCCUGAAACUGGAUAAUGAUGGCAAUGAAAAGGAGGCUUACAAGAAGUAUGUUGGCUGCACGUAUCGCAUAUCAACAAAUCUCAUUCUUGCAAUAAGAUCAACAAGUGGGGAUGUGGUGGUCACAAGCAAAACCUCCAGACAAGUCAAACUGGCCCAACAGUGUAUAGACAGAAUGGUUGCUUUGAUGGAAAAAAUGGAUCUGAACACUUCUGGUUCCUCUGCAUCAACCCCGGUGACCUCGCCUACUUCUGUGACGAGUUUCCCCCAGCCACAGUCUCCAGCAUCACCACACAAACUACCAACACCAAGUAGAAGCACUGUUUCUCAAGGUGCCUCCAUCACCCCAGCUGGUGAGUCCAUCAAAGGCUCAGUGUCUACUGUGAAAGCUUCGACCCCGGUGUCUCAGGAGACAAAUAAUAAUUACAGGGGCUUGGGACGUCCAGUGCCAUCAUUACCAGAUGAAUACAAUCCUCAUUCUUUCCAUGCCACAAAACCAAGAUCCCUGACCCCAAUGGAAAUUGCCCAAAGGCAGAACCAGUCCUUGAUGGCAGCUUACAAAGCCAGAAUGAACCGAUUAAACCGCUCAGAUUUUAAUGCUUUCAGCUAUAGUUUGACAAUCCAAAGGAAAAUGGCGGAGAACUUGGCCAUUGCUCAGGCCCAAGAAGAAGAGCUAGCUCGAAAGAUGCAAGCGAGAAAUCAACGGUUGGAGGAGGAAGCUGCAAAGAGGUUUGCUCAAGCAACUCCGAUGGGAAUGUCAAAAGAAGAGCAGGAGCAAAGACAAAUUUACAAGAGAAUUCUAGAAUAUGAGAAUGAGGCGAAAUGGCUACGCAACUGGCGCAAAAGACUAGAAGCGAACCCAGAGGAUGCUGUUCUUAUCAGUCAGCUUGUGCAAGAGGUGCUGCGCUGCUCUGACCAUCCAAUCACGGAGCUGUUGCGGAAAUAUCAGUUUAAAGUUUACGAAAAGUUAUACCCGUUGGUGGCAAACAAGCAUGUGGAUCUUGAACUAGUAACGGUUCCUCUCCGCGAGGAUCUUUGGCCUUCCAAUGAAGAGAUGGAGGAGCAUUUGAGAAGUUCUCGGGGUUCCUCUGUGUCCAUGUCACCAGAGGGAAGUGAAAAGAAAAGUGAUGAGAAAGACCCUAGACAAAUGUCGUCACCUCGAGAUGAUGGUAAAGGGGGAGCCCAAGGACGUGUGGAAGAUACUGAAGGACAUGCUGCCAGCAAUAAUGAAGAGUCCAAAGAUAAAAAUAGAGUACAAAGUGAUAAGUCUGCAAAGGAGGAGGAAGUGGAAAAUAGGUUAUACAAUGAUGUUCAGGAAAGUAAAUCUCAAAGUGUCGAAAGUGCUGCUGCCUCGGGACCUGUCAGUUGGGAUGACCCUCUGUCUGUUCGAUCUAAGUCUGAAACAUCUUCAAAGUCAUCUGUUCCGUGCAGUAGUGAUACUGAAGAUGACAGUGUUGGGAAAGUGAACAACUCUGAUGAAAUAUUGGUGGAAGAAAAGUCACCUGAUGAGAAGGUACCUAGUGACAAUGGGACCUCUAGUUCUGAAGGAGAGAAGAGAAAAGAUGCUGGAGGUGAAGAUAAUGAGACACAAAAAAGUAACAGCGAUGUUUCUGAGAACACUCAGGCUGAAAAAGCUUCCGCGAAAGAAGUGGAAGAAUGUUGUGAUAGCGGGUCGGAUUCAGAUGAGAGUGUUUUUGAUUCUAAAGAAACUGGAGACGGUGAGAAAGAAAAAGAGGAUCCGUCUUCCAAUGUGGAAACGGCUGUAUCAAGGACAAAAAAAGACCUUCACCUUGCUCUUGAAAAAGGGGAAAGGCUUGAGUCUCAACUUUCGUGGGAGCGAAAACAAGCUCAGCUUCUCAUGCGUCAAGUGACUAGAGACUAUGAAAAUUACAAUGAAGAGAAUUUUGAUGAUCUAUUCGAGGAUGAUGAGGAAGGCAAUAAUGAGAAAGAGACAGCUUUAGGUGGUGAUGGUAAUGCAGAGAAAAGGAAAGAUAUGCGGAGCACAGGGGUUCUCUCAAACCCAACCACUACUUUUAACCAAGACCCCAAACUAGUGAAAAGCAAAUCGGAAGAUAAACAUUCCCCCAGCUUUGACCGAAGCCAAAGCCAUCAGCCCAGGGCUAAUCAGUUGUCUAUGGACAAUGAUGCUGCUGUUUUCCAAAGCCUGCCUGCCAACGUAAAUCGCUCAAGUGACCCAGUGGUUUCAAAAAAACUUGCCAAGCUCAGUGUUGAUGCUUACAAACGCCACCUGAAGUCCAUUUCUGAUGACAUUCUCAACUUUCUUGACAAACUGUUGGUGAUGAUGACCAUAGCCUACGAGCCACUGGACACGCCUGUAGGAAGAGACCAGUGUGCAGUUUCCCUUGAAGAGCCGUUUUUUAAACCGAUUUGGAAAACUCUUCUGAGAAUGUUUAGGGUGGUUAACCACAAGCAAGAGCUUAUUCUGGCCUCUGUCAUGACCCGCUUCGCUGACGUCACUCCCGAGGACAUGAAAGUGGCUAAGAAGUUUCGACUCCCAAACAGCGGCAGUGGGGAGGGGCCAUAUCAGCGCGCUAUUGAUGAGCUGGUCAGAGUGCAAGAGCACUACACUAUGCUGAGCAAGCUGGAAUGUGUUGUAAAAGUGUGCAGGCUGAUCUGUGAAUGCGUGGAUGAGUACUACACAUCUGCUUCUAGUCAGAAACCUGGAAAAAAGACACCAUCUUUAGGAGCAGAUGACUUGCUUCCAGUGCUGAGCUAUGUGGUGGUGCACAGUUCGUGUCCCCAGCUGGUCGCUGAAUGUCAUGCAAUGACUGAGUUCAUCCAUGAAGGGUACAUGAUGGGUGAAGAGGGAUACUGUUUGACAACUCUGAGGACGGCUAUCAAUUUUGUCACAUCCUUGUUGAUCCGGCCUCUCUCUCCUUUCUCUCCAAGUUGAGAGUUCCAGGAGAGAUGUGUCGCAGUGCAGUUGUUCCCCUUGAUGGAAAAAGUGUUGCCAUAGUAUCAGCAUUGUUUGAUCUGAGUACGUCAAUUGUGUUCAAAUUGUCAGAUGUAGCUUGUCAUUUAAUAUGAGAAAAUUCCACUUUGAAAUUUAGAAAGAGACUGGUGGUCUUACUUAUCACGUGUUUGAGAAUUUUCUGUUUGUGCUGAUGAAUGAAUGUAAGUUAAGGUAAAAAUACAGCUUUGAAGAAAGGUCUUGGGUGUGUCUGAUUUGUGUUGAUGGACUCUGAAGGAUGAAUGAGCUGUGAUUUUGAAAAAGUUUAUCUGUAGCGAGAGUGGCUCUCUCAGAAAGGUUCAGGAAAGGAGAUAUUUGUUACUCCCCUCUCAUUGGGAGGAAGUCUGUCUGUACAUUUUUAGGAUCUUUAAAUUAUUUUUUCUUCCUCAAAAUGUAUUCUGAAACUACUGUCAGAUCAGUUUGUAUUCUCCUUACUUCAAGCCAUACAGGCCAGGAGGGGAAUUUCUGAUGGGUCUGAGGCAAUUUUUUUUGUGGAAAGUUUUCAAAGUUUUCUUUCCUGCCUUAUUGAAGAUGAAUGUAAAGCAAAUUUACUUUUUAUUUAUAAGAAGAUGUAAAAUUCAGCGUGUGACUCAGUCGUAAAAAAAAAAAA
This is a messenger RNA of Aplysia californica (California sea hare), 3806 nucleotides long. Its product is annotated as VPS9 domain-containing protein 1. The record is from RefSeq and is a predicted model, not a curated record. Gene Ontology annotation, molecular function: guanyl-nucleotide exchange factor activity; small GTPase binding. The coding region runs from base 182 to 3139 and encodes 985 amino acids. Gene Ontology annotation, cellular component: cytosol; endocytic vesicle. NCBI's taxonomy places the organism in Eukaryota, Metazoa, Mollusca, Gastropoda, Aplysiida, Aplysiidae. Gene Ontology annotation, biological process: vesicle-mediated transport. The transcript is spliced from 17 exons.